Striga hermonthica is the source of this 922-nucleotide messenger RNA. The record is from the annotation of a GenBank genome assembly. NCBI's taxonomy places the organism in Eukaryota, Viridiplantae, Streptophyta, Magnoliopsida, Lamiales, Orobanchaceae.
AAUAAAUUUCCUGAAUAAAUGGGGGAACAACUUCAGCAAGAAUGUGGUGCAGGACAAGAAAACUAGUAUGCCACUCUCAAAAUCUGAUUCACAACGAGUUGAGAAGGAUCAAUGCAGGGAGUGUCGAGGCUUUGGACACUUCCAGUAUGAGUGUGCAAAUCUUAAGAAGAAGAAUAAGUCACUGAAGGCAACCUGGGAAGAUUCAGAUGAAGAAGGUACAGAUGAACCUUCAUUGCACACAAACAACUUGGCAGUUCAUACCUUAGUCAAGAAGUUCAUGUGUCUCACCACUUCUCAUGCUCCGACCAAGUUUGAAGAAAGUUUGAAAGAAAUUGAUGCUUCUGAGGAUGAAGCAGAUCAAAAUGUGUGUGUAGAUCCAGUACACUUACUUGCUAUGGAAAAGUGUGCUCAAGCAUCUGAAGCUCUACAGAAGCUUCAAAAUGAAGUGUUUAGACUUUCAAGAGCAAACAAGGUGCUGAACGAACAAGCAUCCGCCUCCACUGCUACUAAAGAAUGUGAAUUGGAUACUGCAAAGGCACGAACCUGCAUUCUUGAAAGCAGUGUCAAACUUGCUAAACAGAAAGGACUGGAGAAGGCUCAGACCAUUGAAUGCUUGAGGACCGAACUAUUCUCCACUCAGAAACUUCUUGCCGAGCAGAAUCAGGAAAUCAUGCUACUGAAAAAUGAAGUUGAUCGGCUGAUGAACGAACAUGCUAGCAUGGAAAGCAAACUGAAGGCUAAUUCUGCUGAGUUGAAUAGAACUGCAGAAUUUGUUCGAAAAUUGAACAAGGGAAAAGCAUAUCUGAAUGAACUUCUUUCCUUGGGAAAACAAUAUGGUGAUCUUACUGGAAUAGGGUACACUGGUAGGGAAGACAUACCUGAGUCCUCAACUGGAACUUCAAAUACAAAACAUACCGGUCUU